Messenger RNA from Mycena citricolor, 462 nucleotides. The record is from the annotation of a GenBank genome assembly. NCBI's taxonomy places the organism in Eukaryota, Fungi, Basidiomycota, Agaricomycetes, Agaricales, Mycenaceae.
AUGGCCCCCCCACCCCCCGCCAGGGGGUACCUACUGGGUACCCUCAGCAAGACGUCUGAGGGUACCCAAUCACUCCAACGAGCUGCGCAACAGAAGUCGAGCUUCGACGCAAACUCCAAGAUUGUCCGCUUUAGGAUUGGCGAUCUGGUACAGUGGUAUGAUUUAGAAGCGGACAACAACCGCCUCUCGGUGAACAAGCUAAAGCCACGCUGGUCGGCGCCAGUGCAGAUCUAUGCACAGCACCUAAAUUCAUUUUCGCUCUGCGACCUAGAAGGCAAACCGCUAGCAAACCUCCAGUUUGUACAUUCGAGACGGCUACGACACUACAUCCCGCUACGCGAUUCUACCCUGGACCAGAAGCACCCGCGAGAUGCGACAACACCAGACCCCACAACCCAGGACCUGGAGAUCGCGGCGGCGGAGGAACGGAUGGCAGAGGAGGCGUGGAGGUCGAGUCUCUAA